AUGAUACCCUCAAAACCUCUGCCAUACCCCGACUGCUGGGGUAGCGCAGAUGACUAUGUUUCCCAUCUACUGGAAUUUGCGACCACUUCAGAAAUAUUUCAGACACUUUGCGGUGGAGUGCAUAUCCUAGAUUUCUUCACCAAUGAACCUGGGCUUUUUCAACAAGUCGUACCACAGGACUGGCAAGAGUAUCUUCUGCGGAUAGAUACCAUGCGACUUCUGGAUAUUCUCAUGAGAGAUGACCUGGGCUCACUUUCAGACGCCGAAAGACCACCAGAGGGGCUGCUGCAGUAUGUGAAGGAUAUUCGGAGGUUUAGCUUAGGCAGAAAUUUCGCUGCAGGCGAGGAAAAACCACCGCAGCUGACGAGGUUUGUCUCCGUGGGGAUGAAGCCCAAGAAGAUCCACGAAGUCAGUCAUUUCGCCAGAUAUGUGGAAAAAUUCUCCGAAGACGUGGAAGACCUUACUGGCGAGGGCAUCACACACUUUGUCGAUUUCGGUAGCGGCCAGAACUAUCUCGGGAGAGCACUGGCUAGUGACCCUUACAACAAGCACAUCGUUGCGGUAGAAGGGCGCGAGCACAAUAUUGCUGGUGCCAAAGAGCUCGAUAUGCUAGCUCGGUUCGCCGAAAAGGAGAAAGUCAUGCGGAACAAGAAGCUUUGGAACCAGAAAAUGAUCGGCAAAAAAGCUGAAGACGAAGUGGAUGAGAGAAUGCUGAAGAAAAUGACUCUUGCGGCCAAAGCAUCAGACAAAGUAGUAGACUUCCGCCCCACGCGUGAGCUUGAAGCCAUAUACAAACCAGAGGAUGGAAAGGGUAACAUUCGAUAUGUCUCAGGACGACUGGAAUCUGGAGAUUUGUCUGACGUGGUCACUCAGCUAGAGACUGCCCCGGAUAAAGCGAACGAUCUUCGUCUGAUGGCUAUAUCAAUCCAUUCGUGCGGCAACUUGUCACACCACGGUAUCCGAUCUCUUAUAAUGAAUCCAAGAGUGCGUGCAGUCGCAAUCGUUGGGUGCUGCUAUAACUUGAUGACCGAGAAGUUGGGCCCACCGACAUACAAGCACCCUUACAUGCGGCCCAGUCUUCAGGCACUCAAUGGCCGCGUGGAGCGAGAGUCCGCCAAAUUCGAUCCAGAGGGCUUCCCUAUGAGCGAACGACUGAGCACAUAUAAUGAUGACGGAGUUCGGUUCAACAUCACAGCUCGAAUGAUGGCGUGUCAGGCACCGCAAAACUGGGGCAAGGAAGACUCUGAUGGUUUCUUCACUCGACAUUUCUACCGCGCGGUUCUACAAAAGAUCUUCCUCGACAAAGGCGUCAUCCAGAAAAUUUAUCAUAAUGAGGGGGCUGAGGAGAGCAACUCUUCCAGCCCUUUUAACGUGGCUACCAACCCCGUGGUUUUAGGAUCGCUAUCAAAAAAGUGCUACUCUUCGCUUCGUUCUUAUAUCAGGGGGGCGGUGACAAAAUUAACCACACACUCGGAUUAUCAUGAGCAAUGCGAUGUCAUCAAGGAGAAGAUGGGCGACAUGACCGAUGAGGAGAUCGCCAAGUACGAGGUUCUCUACCUGCAUCGCAAGAGGGAACUAAGCGCUAUCUGGAGCCUGAUGGCCUUCAGUGCUGGUGUUGUGGAAUCUUUGAUAGCGACUGACCGAUGGCUAUAUCUCAAACAGCAUUCCGAUCUCGUCCAAGAUUGUUGGGUCGAGACUGUGUUUGACUUUCGGCAGAGUCCGCGAAAUCUAGUCGUUGUUGGGGUGAAGAGACGUGACCAAUGA
Molecule: messenger RNA, 1764 nt
Organism: Truncatella angustata
Lineage: Eukaryota; Fungi; Ascomycota; Sordariomycetes; Amphisphaeriales; Sporocadaceae
Product: methyltransferase domain-containing protein
Exons: 1
Coding region: 1-1764 (587 amino acids)
Source: RefSeq, a predicted model, not a curated record